UGAAGGCGAGAGUGGAGAUGUAUGUGCAGGCACCUGGCGUGACAGCAUGACACCUGUUUUACACGUGCCCUGGAGUGGGGGCUUCUCAGGGCAGGGACCUUACCUUGUUUCGUGACCCCUUUAGCACAGGGCUGGGCAUAUAUGGUUAGUACUCAAGAAAUGCCUCUUGUGGAACAAAGACUGGUUUAUCCCAGGAGAUUGGAUAUAGUUCCCUGUGCUAUACGAGCUGAGGACCCUGCGUGUCUGUUCCUUCGGGCCUGGAUGCAAAGGCAGAUGCGGGCGGUGCAGUGAGCAAGGCCUGGCAGCUGGAACAGUGCAGGCCCUGUGUGUCCAUGGAGCUGCUGGCCGAGGGGACUUCUGCCCAGCUCCGCCUGCCAGGCUCGGAGAAACCAGAGGCCUAGGUGCACAGGGGUGGGUGUCGGCAGACAGAUGCUCCCCAGGCUGCGGGGUUUCCUGCGUGGACUGCUGGGCGGCUGUGCCAAAGGUGGAGGAUGCCGGCCAAGGGGCGCUACUUCCUCAACGAGGGCGAGGAGGACCCCAGCCACGACACGCUCUACGAGAAGUACCGCCUCACCAGCCAGCACGGGCCGCUGCUGCUCACGCUCCUGUUGGUGGCCAUCACUGCCUGCGCCGUCCUCAUCGUCAUCGCCUUCAGCUACGGGGACCCCUCCCGACACCAGGCUGUCCUGGGGACGGCGUUCUUCACGCUUGCUGUGUUUGUGGCUCUCUACGCGCUCGUGUAUGUUGAGUGCCUCGUCCGCCGGUGGCUCAGGGCCUCGGCGCUGCUCGUCUGGGCCUGCCUUGUGACGCUGGGCUACGUGCUGGUGUUUGACUCAUGGAUGAAGGAGGCCUGUGACUGGGAGCAGGUGCCCUUCUUCCUGUUCGUGGUCUUCGUGGUGUACACGCUGCUGCCCUUCAGCACGCGGGGUGCCGUCGUGGCCGGGGUCGUCUCCAGCACCUCCCACCUCCUGGUGCUUGGCGCGCUGAUGGGGGCCUUCACCACGCCCAGCAUCCGGGUAGGGCUGCAGCUGCUGGCCAAUGCUGUGGUCUUCCUGUGCGGGAACCUCACGGGCGCCUUCCACAAGCACCAGAUGCAGGAUGCCUCCCGAGACCUCUUCACCUACACUGUGAAGUGCAUCCAGAUCCGUCGUAAGCUGCGCAUCGAGAAGCGCCAGCAGGAGAACCUGCUGCUGUCCGUGCUGCCGGCCCACAUCUCCAUGGGCAUGAAGCUGGCCAUCAUCGAGCGGCUCAAGGAGCGUGGGGACCGCCGCUACCUGCCUGACAACAACUUCCACAGCCUCUACGUCAAGCGGCACCAGAACGUCAGCAUCCUCUAUGCUGACAUCGUGGGCUUCACGCAGCUGGCCAGCGACUGCUCCCCAAAAGAGCUGGUGGUGGUGCUGAACGAGCUCUUCGGAAAGUUCGACCAGAUUGCCAAGGCCAACGAAUGCAUGCGGAUCAAGAUCCUGGGCGACUGCUACUACUGCGUGUCAGGCUUGCCCGUGUCCCUGCCCAGCCACGCCCGCAACUGUGUGAAGAUGGGGCUGGACAUGUGUGAGGCCAUUAAGCAGGUGCGGGAGGCCACAGGCGUGGACAUCAGCAUGCGUGUGGGCAUACACUCGGGGAACGUGCUGUGCGGUGUCAUCGGGCUGCGCAAGUGGCAGUAUGAUGUGUGGUCCCAUGACGUGUCCCUGGCCAACAGGAUGGAGGCAGCUGGAGUCCCUGGCCGGGUGCACAUCACAGAGGCGACGCUGAACCACCUGGACAAGGCGUAUGAGGUGGAGGACGGGCACGGGCAGCAGCGGGACCCCUACCUGAAGGAGAUGAACAUCCGCACCUACCUGGUCAUCGACCCCCGGAGCCAGCAGCCGCCCCCGCCCAGCCUACACCUCACCAAGUCCAAGGGGGACGCGACCCUGAAGAUGCGGGCCUCCGUGCGCAUGACCCGCUACCUCGAGUCCUGGGGGGCGGCGCGGCCCUUCGCACACCUCAACCAACGCGAGAGCGUGAGCAGCAACGAGACCCCUGUGCCCCACGGGCGGAGGCCCAAGGCCAUUCCGCUGCGGCGCCACCGGACCCCUGACAGAAGUGCGUCCCCCAAGGGGCGGUCAGAGGAUGACUCAUACGACGAUGAGAUGCUGUCAGCCAUCGAGGGCCUCAGCUCCACGAGACCCUGCUGCUCCAAGUCUGAUGACUUCUCCACCUUUGGGUCCAUCUUCCUGGAGAAGGGCUUCGAGCGAGAGUACCGCCUGGCACCCAUCCCGCGGGCCCGCUACUACUUUGCUUGUGCCAGCCUUGUCUUCAUCUGCAUCCUGCUCGUCCAUGCCCUGCUGAUGCCCAGGAUGGCGGCUCUGGGUGUGUCCUUUGGGCUGGUGGCCUGCGUGCUCGGGCUGGUACUAGGCUUGUGCUUUGCCCGUGAGCUCUUGAGGUGCUGCCCGGCCCGGGGCGCGCUCCGAGCCAUCUCCGAGAGGGUGGAGACGCAGCCCCUGCUGCGGGCGUCCCUGGCCGUCCUGACCAUCGGCAGCCUGCUCACUGUCGCUGUCAUCAACCUGCCGCUGAUGCCUUUCCCGGCCCCAGGGCUGCCUGCUGGGAACGAGACGGGCCCGGGGGCCAUGAGCGGCUGGGAGAGGACCCUGUGCAAGCCCCUCCCGUAUUACACCUGCAGCUGCAUCCUGGCCUUCAUCGCCUGCUCUGUCUUCCUGCGGAUGAGCCUGGAGCUGAAGGUCGUGCUGUUGACGGUGGCCUUGGUGGCCUACCUGGUGCUCUUCAACGUCUCCCCGUGCUGGCAGUGGGACUGCUGUGGCCACAGCCUGGGCAACCUCACCAAGGCCAAUGGCACCCUCAGCUCCCCGUCCUGUUCAUGGGAUCUGAAGACAAUGAUCAAUUUCUACCUGGUCCUGUUUUACACCACCCUCAUCAUGCUCUCCAGACAGAUUGACUAUUACUGCCGCUUGGAUUGUCUGUGGAAGAAGAAGUUCAAGAAGGAACACGAGGAGUUUGAAACCAUGGAAAAUGUGAACCGCCUUCUUCUAGAGAAUGUCCUGCCAGCCCACGUGGCCGCCCACUUCAUUGGUGACAAGUUAAACGAGGACUGGUACCAUCAGUCCUACGACUGCGUGUGUGUCAUGUUUGCAUCCGUGCCGGACUUCAAAGUAUUCUACACGGAGUGCGACGUCAACAAGGAAGGGCUGGAGUGCCUGCGCCUGUUGAACGAGAUCAUAGCUGACUUUGACGAGCUGCUGUUAAAGCCCAAGUUCAGUGGUGUGGAGAAGAUCAAGACCAUCGGCAGCACGUACAUGGCAGCUGCAGGGCUCAGCGUCCCCUCAGGGCACGAGAACCAGGACCUGGAGCGGCAGCACGCCCACAUCGGCAUCAUGGUGGAGUUCAGCACCGCCCUGAUGAGCAAGCUGGAUGGCAUCAACCGGCACUCCUUCAACUCCUUCCGCCUCCGAGUUGGCAUAAACCAUGGGCCCGUGAUUGCUGGAGUGAUUGGGGCACGAAAACCUCAGUACGAUAUCUGGGGAAACACGGUCAACGUUGCCAGUCGAAUGGAGAGCACCGGAGAACUUGGGAAAAUCCAGGUUACUGAAGAGACAUGUACCAUCCUCCAGGGACUAGGUUAUUCUUGUGAAUGCCGUGGACUGAUUAACGUCAAAGGCAAAGGUGAACUGCGGACUUACUUUGUCUGUACGGAUACUGCCAAGUUUCAAGGGUUGGGGCUGAACUGAGAGUUUUAGGUAGGUGCAGAACAUGCUGGAAGCCGAUUUCCUUCCCUGAAGCAAGCCAGGGGGAAGGCUCAGCCCCACGUCAGUCACAAAGGCAGUCCAAGGGUUUGGCCAUUACCACCCCUAGCAGGUGGUUGUGCAUGGCUUCCUUGAACUGGCACUAGAGGAUUUCUCAGCUUGAGGUGACCACCAAGCCUUACACACAGGCAGCCAGAACCUCUGUGCUGUCGGAGUCUGCAACUCGGCCUCCGGCACAGCAGAGAACGGCUCAUUUGUGAGUUUUAGACCCUCAUUUCCCCAGGUGCUGUGGAGGAGACCUCAGAGCAUGACCUGGAGAACCCCGCCCACCCCUACUCCCCCUUGGCCUGUGAGCUGCACAGGCGAGACUCCUUUUUCUUUUCUUGUCCAGGAUGGGUGGAGACUCCUUUCUCCCCAGCAGAACAGCUACAAGAGUCCACGUCUCUCAUACAGGCAUUCUGGUCAAGAGUUGAAAGGGUGUUUGUUUUAAAUCUAUAAAUGGUUUCAAACAAUAGGGAGAAAACCCCACAGUGGACACUUCUUACUUCUUGUCAUCUUUGGCAUGUGUCUGUUGUAAAUGGAUACAUUGUUAAUGGAGGUAUUUAUUAUCCUUUAAAUGACUUCUGAGAUGCUAGACAAAUUAUCUUCUCUGCCUUUGUAACCACUGACACAUACGUGGGACCACGGUCCAGUGUGAGCAUAUGGGAUCAGCUCAGCUGUGGGUGGAGCCCAGAGCAAUGUGGCUCACAGUAGGAAGGCAAGGAGUGUCACAGCCUUGGCUUUGAAUCAAACAACUUUGAAGCCAGAAUUUUGAGAUUAGGUUUAAUGAGAAAAGCCUAGAAAAUAAGGUAUAAGCUCUUAGCCCUUCCUUGACUCCUCACGCAUUUUUGAGCACCCGCUGCAACCUCCAACUCUUAGCUUUAUACUGGAAAGGAAUGGAGUCCGUGUGGAGAGAAGCCUGUAGUUCUUUCCUUUCCUUCAGUCCUCAUAGCUAGCUUUGCAGAGCUUCAACACUAAGAGGAUCUACUCAGCAUCAGCACGUGUAGAGGUUCCUGUAUCUGGGAAGCCAGCCCUCUCACAGGUGCUCGGAUGUUCUUGUUCUGAACUGAAUGAAUCAAGGCAAGUGAAAAAGCCAGGUCUGUGAGGUGGUGUCUUACAGCACUUUAGCUCCAAAAGAAUGGAAAGAAGUCUACCUAUGUUGUUUCAAGGUGAGAAAUAAUAACCGAACUGCCCAUUCCUUUUUCUGAACUGACUUCAUUACCUCAUAACCACAGUAUCCCCGGGGUUUCUAAUAAAUACAGCUGAAUUUCACUAUAUAGCAGGAAUUCUUAGCCAGAAGUCAUCCCUGAACUCCCCUGAAAUUACACAGAAAAUCUUGCAUACGUGAGGCUUCAAAAGACCACACAACGCUGCAGACAGGUGACUGAGCAGCCAGGUCUGCCUGGGACGGAGGGCUGUGGGCUGAGCUGGCACCCCAGCCACGGGCAGGGAGGGACUGGAGCCGAAGCUGCUGCCUGCUGGUGCUGUGUCUUGUUGGGGGCUGGGUGGGCUCUUGGCAGAGCUGAUGCUCUGCAUGAAACUGGAAUAGGUAGGAAUAAAUCACAACAACUUGCUGGCCUAAAGGAAUUUCAUUGUGAAAACGCUGGUAAGGGAAAUAAGCCGUACUUAAAUUGCCUUUUUUACACACCAGUUCUUCAUCUAAGUACUAUGCUGAAAUCCGUACCCUUAAAAUGAGGAGUGACCAGGGCUGCUCAACAGGGCUCUCCUGGGAAGUCGGGAAGGUUCUGUUACUGAUAUGGUGUAGACACUCAUCAGUGUGCUGGGCCUCUCUGAGGUGGACAUACUUCUGCUCUUGCAAUAUGCAAAUUACUUUUUUCCUCCAGCAAAGAAAUCCCAGUUGGGAGUUUUAAAAAAUAAUUGGUUACCAUUCAUGUAUUUUUCUUUCACUGUGCUCAGAUGAUAAGAAUAUUAAGUUUUGAGUUUUUGAUGAUCAGAUCAUAGUGUAUAACUAACUGACCGUAAAAAUCACUUAUUUUUCAUAAAUUUGUUUUCCAAUUACCAAGUCAUUUCUUCACAGGUGUCAUUUUGCUUUAUGACAAGUAUCUUUCCUAACACUGACCUUCUCUAUGGGUCAGGGACCUGCUUCCAAUUUCUACUGAGGUGGCCUCACUGAUGCUAGUGAAAAUCACACCUGAAGUUGUCUGGUUUACUUAUUAAGAAAAUUUCCUGACAAGAUCAUUAACCACUGUAUACAUUGUGUAUAUGUACAGAAAUAUGCUUUGAGAAAGUACAUGCAAAUGACUAGGGGUUAUUCUGUAUACUGAAUAUUUAUAGACCUGUAACAUUUGUUUCAAAAUGUUAUAAUUUCAUUUUUAUAAAGCAACGGUGUUUCUCCUUUGUUUGGCUUUUCAUAGAUUAAAUUAGCAAUUUGG
Molecule: messenger RNA, 6175 nt
Organism: Balaenoptera acutorostrata (minke whale)
Lineage: Eukaryota; Metazoa; Chordata; Mammalia; Artiodactyla; Balaenopteridae
Gene: ADCY7
Product: adenylate cyclase 7
Exons: 27
Coding region: 492-3728 (1078 amino acids)
Biological process (GO): adenylate cyclase-inhibiting G protein-coupled receptor signaling pathway; intracellular signal transduction; cAMP biosynthetic process
Cellular component (GO): plasma membrane
Molecular function (GO): adenylate cyclase activity
Source: RefSeq, a predicted model, not a curated record